Molecule: messenger RNA, 1170 nt
Organism: Pseudomyrmex gracilis
Lineage: Eukaryota; Metazoa; Arthropoda; Insecta; Hymenoptera; Formicidae
Gene: Dtwd2
Product: DTW domain-containing protein 2
Exons: 5
Coding region: 17-790 (257 amino acids)
Source: RefSeq, a predicted model, not a curated record
UCGGUAAUUGCUUAUCAUGACGAACGAAAAUAACGCGUGGUGCGAACUGGCGCAUGUAGAAGCGGCGGAUCCCCCUGUAACGAGAGACUUAUGUAAACAAUGCGAGAGGCCGAUGACAGUAUGUUGGUGUCCGGGUUUGCCGAAGCGACGCAUCAAUCCGGCGUCCAGAAUCAUAAUUUUGCAACAUCCGGCGGAGGCUAAGCGCUGUUUGCGCACAGCGCCGAUGCUUACCUUAGCAUUAGAAUCGGGAAAGUGCCUAAUCUUCAGGGGGAAAAAGUUCCCAUUGCCUAAGCACGAGGGUCUAGCAGAGAUAUUGGAAGAUGUAAACACUAUUUUAUUAUAUCCGUCUGGUGGAGCGGUUACUCUGGACACACUGAAUCCAGUAGGCAUUAACGAACAAAAGCCAUACAACUUGAUCCUGUUGGACGGAACAUGGCCGCAAGCAAAAGCUAUAUAUCAUUCAAGUCCAGCUUUAAGCUUGCUGCCAGCCUGCAAGUUGAUCGGCAUGCCCACUAGUCAGUAUGUGAUCAGAACGCAGCCAACCAAGGGUUGUCUUUCGACACUAGAGACAGGUGCAAACGCCCUCUCUAUUUUAGAAUGCGAUCCCCAAUUGAAAGACGAGCUGCUGGGUCCGUUGCAUUAUUUAUGUAGGUUUCAAUUAGAAAACGGUGCUAUGACUCAUCAAAGUAAGGAAUUUCUCAUAAAACAAAACGCUUAUCCGAAACUGAUCGGUAAGAGGCUCGCCAAACAAUUACGCAUAUUCCCGGAGUCUAAUUCUACCUCAACAUAACAUUACAACAUCCUAGCUCAAUGAAACAAGGAACAAGAGAACAUAUUUCUUAUAGGAUUCGACGAAGUUUAAAAUGUGUAAUUUUCUAACUGAUUUUAGAAAAAAAAAAAAAAUUACGGAGAAAAACACAAACGUUGACAAACAACAACGUUUGUGACAUUUUCUUCUUUUGGAAACGUCUUAUUUUAUCUCUUUGAAAUAAAAUAUCGAACACAUUCUUUUAAUCCGGUUUUCACAAAUUUUAUUGCCUAUUUUCUGAGAACACAUAAAGUUACCUUGAUAUAAUCGCGACAUCGCGAACUCGAUAAAGCGAGCUCGUCAGAUAUUGUGUGUAUAUAAAAUUAGAAUUAAAAUCUCUUUAAAAAAAAAAAAAAAAAAAA